This is a messenger RNA of Hemicordylus capensis (graceful crag lizard), 1073 nucleotides long. It is a transcript of the gene LZIC, whose product is annotated as leucine zipper and CTNNBIP1 domain containing. Gene Ontology annotation, cellular component: nucleus; cytosol; beta-catenin destruction complex. Gene Ontology annotation, molecular function: beta-catenin binding. The record is from RefSeq and is a predicted model, not a curated record. Bases 183 to 755 code for a protein of 190 amino acids. Gene Ontology annotation, biological process: negative regulation of Wnt signaling pathway. The transcript has 7 exons. Lineage: Eukaryota; Metazoa; Chordata; Lepidosauria; Squamata; Cordylidae.
GGCUCCCCCACCGCACUGAAACCGGAAAUGGGACGGGUCCGGCCCUAUACUAGAAGUAACCCAUAAGCAAGGAAAGGAUGUGAUUUUUGCGGGGGGAGGCUCGUGGUUGUCUCUUUUCCUGAGCGUGUGGGCUGGAGAAGGAGGAGGAGUGCUCUGGAUGUCUGUUAUGCCAGUAAUUUAAAAUGGCUUCGAGGGGGAAAAUAGAGACCAGUAAGUUGAAACAGAACCUGGAAGAGCAGCUGGAUAGACUAAUGCAACAGUUGCAAGAUCUGGAGGAAUGCAGAGAUGAGAUGGAUGCAGACGAGUAUGAAGAAACCAAGAAGGAAACCCUGGAGCAACUGAGUGAGUUCAAUGAUUCCCUCAAGAAGAUCAUGUCUGGAAAUAUGACUUUGGUAGAUGAACUCAGUGGGAUGCAGUUGGCUAUACAAGCAGCCAUUAGCCAGGCUUUUAAAACCCCUGAAGUCAUUCGGAUGUUUGCCAAGAAACAGCCUGGGCAGUUGAGAACAAGAUUAGCGGAGAUGGACAGAGAUCUGAUGGUUGGAAAGCUGGGCAGGGACCUCUACACCCUGCAGAAAGUGGAAAUCCUCACUGCUCUCAGGAAGCUGGGCGAGAAGCUGACUCCUGAAGAUGAGACAUUUCUUUCAACGAAUGCUGGCGCUGCUCUCAGCCAGUUUGAAAGGGUCUCCAGUGACCUUGGUUCAGGAGAUAAAGUUUUUGCCCUGGCAAGUUUUGAGGUAGAAAAAUCAAAACAAUGAAGGCCGACUUCUGCAGGGUGUGAUUCACUCACCUGUGAUCAGCUGUCAGACUUUUUUUUAAAUCCACGUUAAAUUGAUGUGUUUCUUACAAACUUUUUGUAAAGCUCUUCACCUUAACUAAGCUAACCUGAAGCAAAAAUGUUUUUUAAAAAAAUGCUCUUUGCAAGCUCAGCAACUUUGGUUCUGAGGCAAACACUAAGUGGUACUUUUUAAGCUUCCUGAGAUUGUGAUCCUUUGUGUGGAAGCAAAACACGUGUUCUCCCCCCCACCUUCAUGUCAGUGAAAUGAGCAUUUCUCUAGUAAAACAUUCUCUCGGUG